Molecule: messenger RNA, 2625 nt
Organism: Chaetomium globosum CBS 148.51
Lineage: Eukaryota; Fungi; Ascomycota; Sordariomycetes; Sordariales; Chaetomiaceae
Exons: 7
Coding region: 1-2625 (874 amino acids)
Source: RefSeq, a predicted model, not a curated record
AUGGACAACGACCAGCGCCAGUCGAUCCACGAGAUCUGCCUUGCGAGACGACUGAUCAUCUCGCCGGCGAGGCCGGAGAUGGUGACGCUGGGCCCUGCGUCGCAGCGAGGCGGAGUUUACCCUCCUGGAAUCUAUCCAGGAAGAGACUACCUGAUGCAGAUGGGGACUGGCAAUGUCCCAAGCACGAGCGCGCAAACACGUAAUCCUCGCCUGCGUGUGGCCACCAAGGAUGAGGACGACAACUGGUCCUUGUUCUCGAACCCGGACUGCUUACAUGACCGCCACUGCGGUCACCAGGCGGGGCCCCGCGUGUUGUUUCCGCCCGGCGGUGCUGGAUCGGAUGAGAGGGUCUUCGAAUCUCCCACUGGCCCGAUAGGUACGCUGCCAUUGUUCUCUCGAAGGACACUUCCAUAUCCCCAAACACCAAACCACGAUAUCCUGCGCAGUCGGGCCCGCAAGGACAUGGGACACCGGACGAGCACCGAGUUGCCGAGUCAGAUCGGGCCAUUCCUCCUCAAAUCGCAGUCCAGUGGAAGCUCCUUCGCCGAGGGCGCUGUAACAGCAGACGCCGAGCUAACGCCAACCCCCGUCACAAGCGGGAACAAGCCACUGCGAACGCUCCAAAAAGAUUACUACGCCUCUCGCACGGCAAACUGGGUUGUGAAUCUGCCCUCUGAAGCCUCCACUGUCCCCGGCCACAUCAUACCUACUCUCUCUACUUCUCAAAACAAACCCCCCGCCAACCCCGACGAUAUGGGCACCUCACAUCUGAAAGACUCGGCAAUUCGAGGAAAUUGCAUUCCUCUUUCCAAAUCCUUCAAGGACUCUUCGCCUUCGUCUCGCCGCGAACAGGGAUCCCGCGGUGUUUACCUGCAGCUUAGUUUGACCGACUCGCAGAUGGACAAACUAACAGCCGUGUUGUCUCCCGACGACAACAAUCCGCCGCCCCUCCCCCGCGGCAGGGCUAGAGAUGACGAACAGGACGUCGAGAUCAUGAAUCAGGCAAGCGAUGAGAAUACGGCGGCGAGGAUGCGAUCUCGAUCGCCCGAAAAGACGUACCAAUCCACCACGACGCCUUCUCGGAGACGCUCUCGUUCGCCCGUUAAGUUCAACCUCGCCACCCCCGAGAGCCAGCGCACCAUCCAGGGCGUACAAGCCCACACCAGAAGCUCGUCUCCCAGCAAGACACAGGACAGCCGCUUCAAUCGGGGUACCCCCGUGACCCAGAGCACGCCGACACGUUCCGGCGGUCGUGGAGUUCGGAGUGCUCCCGCGCCAAUUGACACGGAUCUUGCACGAGCCCACGCGAGAAUUGCCAACCUGCGGAUUGGCAAGCAGCCCGCGGUCGUCGUUCAUAACCCGCCCGAGAGGUCUCCCUCGCCUGUCCGUCAGCCUAGCCAGUUUGUCUCGCCCGACGACUCUUCCUCGUACUACUCCCAGGACUCGGGCGGAGACCGCCAUCCUUCCUGUAUCAGCCCCCUUGAUAUCCAAAAUGACAUCGAGCCCAGGCACCUCAGCAUUCUCCAAGAAUACACGGACAAGAAGAACUCGACCCGUGGUUCAGACAAAGGUUCAGAGGAGAUGGAGCGGCGUGCAACGCCAGACGAACUCUCGAGUGGUCCAGAAUUGGCUUACACCCCGUUAGCUCCCUUUCUUCCGCAGGGCGCGCCGACCGUCCGGAAAGCGUCCAAGACUCUGAUCGGCGAAGGCGGCUGGCUCGAGAACACAUCGAAGCCCGAACAGGCCGGGUCCCCUACCCGGGGCGGUGGUUUCCUUGGCAACCUCGUCAAGAAGGCAAAGGAGAUGAUCGAAACCAACCAAGACAUCCGCGCCCAGCGCAAGUCGCGCGAGUCCGACAACAACGGCAACAACCACAAAAGCCGUCCGACCUCGCGCAACCUGGCGAUCUCGCUCAGCCCGCGGGAGCAGAGCCUCCUCUACUGCGAGCUCGAGUUCGUCAUCGCGACGGCGCUCAACAACUACAUCACGGCGCAGUUUACGGCGGGGCGGCUCGAGGCGGACCGGCUGCGCAAGGUGGCCGACGACUGGCAGCGCAAGGGCCGGCCCAAGGUGGUGCUGUUCCGGUACGACAUGGAGACGCAGCUGGACCUGGUGCGCGCCCACGUGCACGACUUCAAGUUCUACUCGCGCGCCGCCGCCACCACCGCCAUCCUGGGCAUCAUCGACACCGCCAAGGGCAACGCCCGCGUCCUGCGCCUCCGCACCUUCUGCCAGCCCGAUACCGUAAUCGCCAAGCAGCUGCUCGAUUCCCAGAGCCUGUUCAACAUCCUCGGCUGCCCGGAGGACCAGCAGAUCAAGCUGGCCGAGAUCAUCGCCUUCUUCAAGGCCGCCAUUGAGAGGCGCCGUCUCUGUGACCUGAAGGAGAGGCAGCAGCAACACCAACAGCAGCAGCACCAGCACCAGCAGCAGGGUGGUCACGCUGGUCCCAGUGCGGCCAUCUCGGCCGUUGCCACCUGGCCGGUGCGCAAUACCAGGAGCCCGAUGCAGAAUGAUGACUGGUGGGGGGCUACUGCCGCUGCGACCACCACGGGGCAGCUGAGGGGCGGCAACGCGCCGGGUGCUGCUAGGAUGGAUCCCGCUGGGUAUGAUGAUCUGGAGGAGUAG